Molecule: messenger RNA, 1689 nt
Organism: Closterium sp. Yama58-4
Lineage: Eukaryota; Viridiplantae; Streptophyta; Zygnematophyceae; Desmidiales; Closteriaceae
Source: the annotation of a GenBank genome assembly
AUGCCGUCACCAGUCAGUAGUAAACAGAGAUGUAGUUUUUCACGCUUAUUUCUCUUCUCCCUCCUCCUCGUCGCUCCAUCCACUCGCUUCUUCCCCAGAAGUACCUCGCACGGGGAGUCUCCUUAUUUCUGCGAAGCCGUCAAAGUCUACAAGCCGGAUCAGUCCAUACUCCUCUUCCUGAAAUCACGCUGGCCCGGCUUCCAAUACGCGGACUCGUGGAUCGCUGGCACAGACUGCUCCACGUGGCAGGGAGUCACCUGCGACGCGAGAUCCGGCGCCGUCACGCGCCUCGACUUAUCCGGCGCGUGGAUCAACGGCACCAUCCCGCCCGCGAUAGGAAAUCUAACAUCCCUCACGAGUCUGUUAUUUUGGGGCAACACGCUCACGGGGCGACUCCCGUGGUCCAUCGGCCUGCUAAGCCGCCUGCAGGAGCUGCGAAUCACCGACAACGGCCCCGGCAUGCGCGGACCCAUCCCGGCCACGCUCUCCCGAUUGACGAACCUCGUUUACUUGGACCUCUCGCGCAACCGUUUCUCGGGUCCCAUUCCCGGGUUUAUCCUCGGCGGGACGAUGAAGAAACUCGACACGUUGGAUCUGUCCGCCAAUCGGCUCACAGGAAGCAUUCCCGGGGCAUCGCUCGGCGCGCUUUCCGUUUUGAAGACUUUAGGCGUCACCGACAACCGGCUGGCUGGUAGCAUUCCGGCGGAGAUCGGCAAUCUGAAAGCGCUGACGUACCUGAUGAUUCAGAAUAACCGGCUGGAAGGGCCGCUGCCGUCGAGUCUGACGGCGUGUACCGGUCUGGUGAGGCUGAUGGCUGGUUUCAACCGAUUGGGGGGUCCCCUUCCCGUGAGCACUCUUCUGCGACUCCCGAAGCUGGAGGGUCUUUCGCUCAAGCGUAACAGCUUCGUCGUUACAUCGUUAGCGCCUCUCGCGAACCACCCGAAGCUUAGAGACAUCGACCUGAGCCAAAACAAGGUCGCUCGGCGAAUCCUCGCAACCCUCGGGAAGAUGAAAAACAUCCAGAGCCUGAAUCUGGCGGGAAACAAACUGACUGGACCCAUUCCUGCGUUUCUACUAGCCAAUCAGCCGAAGCUGUAUGGACUCGAUCUAUCUUUCAACAGGCUUUCAGGGAGCUUCCCGUGGGCUGCGGUAGCAGGCGCGCCUGAAUUAGCAUGGUUGAACAUCCAGAACAACAUUCUAUCGGGCGAAAUUCCAGGAAAUCCGUUCAAGGGUCUCCACAUGCAGGUUUUGAACAUGUCGAAUAAUUUCUUCGCGGGAGGUUUGCCCAAUUUCGGUACGCCGGAAGGGGAAUACAAUCUGGACCUGCGUGACAAUUUCUUCUCGGGCAGACCGGAAAUACAGGCGUGGGGCAAGCGAGUCUGCCCGAUCGAAGGGCAGACGGGGAAGCCUGCCGAUGACUCAACGGUGUACCUCACUGUUGCUCGUAAUUGCCUGUCGCAGGUGCCUGGUUGCAAGGUUACAUCGCAACGCAGGCCUGCUUCGUGUGCGGCUUUCUGCGGUGCGAACGGUAAAUCAGGGCCGUGUGGGGGACAUGGCACCUGUCUACCUACGCCAGUGGGUGGGAAGGUGCGCUGGCGGUUUUCCUGCGUGUGCGACAAGGGUUACGCUUUGAAGCCAGGGAACGCAUUUAUAUGUGAGCGGACAGCAGCAGCUGCGGCCAGGGUCUGA